Molecule: messenger RNA, 1893 nt
Organism: Neltuma alba
Lineage: Eukaryota; Viridiplantae; Streptophyta; Magnoliopsida; Fabales; Fabaceae
Exons: 6
Coding region: 13-1893 (626 amino acids)
Source: RefSeq, a predicted model, not a curated record
CAGUCGAACAAAAUGACUAAAAAGAGUAAGAGUAAAGAUGGACAAAGGGCUAGGAAUUUCUCCGGAUACAUAUUAUUCACUGAAGAGUUUUAUGAGCAGAACAAGAAGAAGUUUAAGUCUUUUGAAGAGGGCACUAACUCUGUGAAAAAGGCUUGGGGGAACUUAACAGAAGAGGAGAAAGAACAAUAUGGUGAAAGGGCUAAAGAAAUGAGAGUCCCACCAAAAGGGAAGAAUUAUAUUGUUCCCUUUCACACACGCUGUGCUCCGGGACAAUUUAUGGAAGUCUGCAAGCAAUUAAAGAAAAGUAAAGAUAAGAUGGAAAGACUGAAAAGAAUUGGUUUUGAUAAAUUGGUUGACAUAUGCUGCUCACAGAUCUAUAGAGAUUUUUGUGGUGAAUUGAUCCGUGUGUUUGACCCUGUAAGUAGGCAAAUUUCAAUUCGAGGGAAGACGCAUUUAGUGGGGCCCGAAGAUGUAAAUGAAUUGAUGGGUCUACCAUUUAAGGGGGAAGAUAUUAAAAUAAAUGUGGAGAAUGAAGAUGAAACGUUCAAGAAAUUAAGGAGUGACUACGGGAAAGUGCCAUACAAAACAAUAGGAACAUGGUUGAUUGAAGGAAAAGAGGAAGAAAAGUUUGAAUUCCUUUUUGUUAUGUAUGCACUAGGAGUCCUCUUGUGUCCUGGCUCUAGUGUAUGGGUGAGUGAUAAAGUGUUGAAAGUCAUGGUGGUGACAAAGGAUAGUUUAGGACACUAUGAUUGGAGCAGCUUAGUUUUGAAAGAAUUCUGCAACUCAAUUGCAGAGUUCAAGAAAGGAAAGAAGAAAGGAAAAGCUGAUGGGACGAAAAAUGUGGGAGGUUGCAUGUACUUCCUAAUGAUUUAUUGCCUACAACACUUUCCUCUCGGAAAAGAAAAGGCGGCAAAAAAUGAAAAUGCCAUUACUUAUUGGGAUGAGGAAAAAGUGAAGGCAAGAGUGAAAUCAGAAAAGAAUAGCGACAGAGGCAUACUGCAUGGCGUUCCGAGUGUCGGUGGGGCUUCAACAAGUGCAUCCAACACAGGAAUAAAGCUAACCCACCCUGAAAUCAAGAGAACGUAUGAAAGGUUGAUGACCAUGGUUGAAGGGUUGGUGUCGACAAUUGGAGAAGAGUUGGUUUCCCUGCAGUUGAGGUUGACGGAUGAGAUUGACAAGGAAGAUGUGGUGGAAGCAGUAAGUAGCGAAGAUGACAAAGAGAAGGCAACUGAAGAUGAAGAAACCGGUGAAGAAGGUAAAGGAAGCCCAAAAGAUUCAAUUCUGUCACAAGAGGAACAACAGAGUGAACCAGAAGGAGAUGAUAAAGAAGAGGGCAAAAGUGCUUCGCGUGAAGAAGAGAGUCAAUCUCAACCUGAGGAGAAAGGAGAAGGGAGUCACUCUGGAUCAGAGGAUGAUGGAGAAGAAAAAACACAAGACAAGUCUAGUGAUGCAGCAGCAGAAGAGGAUAAGGGUGUAGGCGAUGAAAUGGAGGAAAAGGAUGAAAUGGACCAGCAAGCACAAGGGCAAAUGGAUGUAAGAAGAUCAACACGGGUGAGAAGCCGUGCAAUCAAAUCUCCCUGGUUAGAGGAGGUGAAAAAAGGCCGUGGCAAGAGAAAAGCUGACGAGAAAGAGGAAUUAUUCCAGAUGUGCACGAGAAGAUGUGAUCAAGAUGAAGGUGCCAAGUACAUUGUAGAGAUGUAUGGGUACUUCUUGACACGUGCUGAGCUUUGCUGCCUACAAGACAGGAAAUGGAUGAACGACAGGUUCAUGUCUAUGGUGGCGAGAACCUUGGUGGGAGAUGAAAAAGAGAACCACGGUCGUGAUAUAACAUUGGAGACUGUGACUUCAUAUUUGGCCCCACCCUUUUCAAUUACCAUUGGUUCUGUUACGUGA